Molecule: messenger RNA, 426 nt
Organism: Stegodyphus dumicola
Lineage: Eukaryota; Metazoa; Arthropoda; Arachnida; Araneae; Eresidae
Product: alanine aminotransferase 2-like
Biological process (GO): biosynthetic process
Molecular function (GO): transaminase activity; pyridoxal phosphate binding
Source: RefSeq, a predicted model, not a curated record
CUUGUGCUUUCUCUGUUUAACAACAACGCAGCCACAAAACCGCCCGGUGUAAUGCUACCAAUACCGCUGUUUCCCGUGUUUUCUGCAACUGUAACGGAGUAUGGCAUGUACCCGGUUGUAGCACUAUGCUUUAAUCCAGCUUAUCUGCAAAGUCCUUCGUUCCCAUCUGACGCAAAACAGAGAGCCAUGACCAUCUUAGAAAACUGUUUAGGAGGUAGAACUGGUCCAUAUACUGAUUGUCCUGGAAUGCCGAUUGUUCGUCAACAAGUGGCUAAAUUCAUUCAAAACCGAGAUGGUGUACCAGCGUCGUUUGAAGACAUAAUUCUGUCUAAUGGAGCUACAGAUGCUUUAAGGGUCUGUCCAUUUUUUUCUCAAUACGGUGUGUGCGUAACCAUUGUUUUCUUCAUGAAGGAUAGUGGCACGUGA